Messenger RNA from Leguminivora glycinivorella, 2320 nucleotides. RefSeq names its product sperm-associated antigen 6-like. NCBI's taxonomy places the organism in Eukaryota, Metazoa, Arthropoda, Insecta, Lepidoptera, Tortricidae. The coding region runs from base 666 to 2267 and encodes 533 amino acids. Gene Ontology annotation, molecular function: microtubule binding. Gene Ontology annotation, biological process: cilium movement. The record is from RefSeq and is a predicted model, not a curated record. Gene Ontology annotation, cellular component: microtubule cytoskeleton. The transcript has 14 exons.
CCUCGAGCGACCAGUUUAAGGCCAUUUCCGGUCAUGAAUGAUAGGCGUAAGUCACCAGGUCUCACACUUAUACUGGUACAUUUAAUGUGAUACAUAUGGCAAAAUUUAGGAAUAAAUUCCCGGUCUAUUGAAAUGAUGUGAAAAACAAGAGACACUUAAGUUGAAUUAAAGUCAAUUUUGCACGGUUACGAAGGCCGCCGUCUGUUAGGCGGUAAAAAUUAAUGCAGACACCGAAGACAAUCAUUGGAAUAUUUUAUCUUUAAGAAUUACUGGAUUUUAACAACUUGAGAUAAUCAUCUAAGUACCUACCUUUAUGUUAAACAUAUUUUAGUAGCUAGAUAGGACAGCUAACGACUAGCUAGAAAUGUAUAAUUCCCUAGGGGGUUACAGGUUUUUUUUUGCAACCGGGACAAACAUAGCUCUUUAUUCUUUAGUAAACCAUCAACAAAUAUGUUUUUUUUUUUCGACAAGUGUGAUAAAAACUAAUAUAGGUAAAGCUACAAACGACUGGCACUUAUUUAGAAAAACUAUAAAAACUUGCUUUGCUAUUUGUCCAAUAGGCGUUGUUUUGACAAAUAACUACAAACGUCAAAGUAUUUUGAAUGCAUACAAGAUUUUAUUAACUGAAUAAAAAACAUUUUGUUUGUAUUAUAAAAUCAAUAAUCAUGAGCCACUCUAUGAGCAGUCCAAAGAAUAUCCAACUGAUUUUCGAGACGUAUCAAAAAUCUAGAAUUGCGUUCGUGCAAGCCAUGGCAGAGCUGGCAACGAGGGCGUCCAACGUUAAAUGUUUGGAAAGCGUCGGGGUAUUAGAGCUCCUUCGGCCGCUUCUCUCAGACCCGUGCAGCACUGUGAGGCAGUGCGCCGUGGUCGCGGCAGCCAGACUGGCGGAACAUGACGAGGGAGUAGCACGGCAGCUGCUCGCGACUGGCAUGGCUACCAUUGCGUUGGAGAACCUCAACAAGUAUAACGUAUUUUACAAAAGAUCUGCACUGUAUCUUAUGCGAGCUGUGGCAAAGCACAACGAGGAACUCGCUUCAUCCAUCGUUCGCCUUGGAGCGCUCGAGCAUAUCGUGUCGUGUCUAGACGACUUUGACACCCAGGUGAAAGAAAACGCGGCCUGGGCUUUGGGCUACAUCGGCAAACACAACGAGGUUCUAGCGGGCAUGGUGGCGGAUGCAGGCACGCUCCCUCUGCUCGUGCUAGCCUUUCAGGAGCCCGAGAUAAGUCUCAAACAGAUCACAGCAGGUGCCCUGGUAGAUUUAGCGCAGCAUAAACCCGAAGCGGUUGUGGACGCUGGAGCCAUUUGUCACCUAGUGAGAGGAUUGGAAAACCAGGACCCAAAGUUAAAGCGCAGCACGUUAUGCGCGCUCGGUGCGGUGGCAAGCGCGCGCGCGGAGUUGGCAGAGGCCGUGGUAGCCGGCGGGGCUUUACCGCCUGCCCUCCUACACGCUGGUCAUGACGCAGCGCCCGUGCGCCGUGCCGCCGCCUGUCUUAUCCGGGACAUCGUUAAGCAGUCGGUUGAUCUAGCCCAGUUAGUGGUGAACACAGGCGGCUGCGGGCCGCUGGUGGAUCUUCUUAGCGAGAGCACCGGCGGCGUACGAGUGCCGGCGUGCAUGGCGCUUGGCUACAUCGCCGGCCAGUCUGAUCAGCUCGCCAUGGCGGUCAUCGAGGCCAAGGCUAUCUGUGUAUUGGUGAACAUCCUUCAGAACACGGAGGGCGAUGACGCGGAGCUGUGCGCCGCGGCGUGGACGCUCGGCCAUAUUGCGAAGCACUCGCCACAGCACAGCUUGGCCGUGGCCGUCGCUAACGCUCUGCCCAGGCUACUGCAGUUAUACACAAAUCCAAAGUCAUCAGCUGAGGUGCACGCCAGGACCUCCUGUGCGCUCAAACAGGCUCUUCAAUGCUGUUUGCAUCGCCCUGCACUGGAGCCCUUACUGCAUGCUGCACCCGCUUGCAUUCUCAAAUAUGUCCUCGCACAGUAUGCUAAGAUAUUGCCGAACGAUGCAAGAGCAAGAAGACUUUUUGUAACAACUGGUGCAUUAAAGAGAAUACAAGAAAUAGACACAGUUCCAGGGACAUCUUUAAAAGAAUACAUCAACAUUAUAAACAGUUGCUUCCCUGAAGAAAUAGUCAGAUAUUAUACCCCAGGAUUCUCAGAUUCAUUGCUCGACAGAGUAGAAGCGUUUACGCCUCAGAUACCCGAACUAUUCACAGACAGAGUACCAAGUGAUUGCCAGAGUGAAUUAACAGUAGAAAAUACAAAUUAAACAGUAUUAAUUUAUCAAUGUUACAUUUUAUUCAAUAAAAGUUUGUUUCAUAU